UUUAAGCUGCUUCACAAUUAGAAAUUCCAAAAUGGCUGACAAAAGAGAAUCGGGACGAGUGAAGGAGCUCCAGCAGAAGAGAGUGCUGGAUGGAGCUGCUCGGCGACGUAGACAAAGAAAAGCACUUGAAGCCCUGGAAUCAGACAAUUUUCAAGAUGAUCCACAUGCAGAUCUCAAAAUGAGCAAAAAGGCUCCAAAAUUUGAGGAAUCCAUGGAUACAGGACAACCAGUGUCAAAGAAGAAACGAAAGAGCAAAAGUGACCAUUUCAAGUUUAAGUACAAGAAAAGCUUUUCUGCUCUUUUAGAAGAGGAGCACAUGACUAAUAGAGACACUCCAAACUACUUUUCCGCCAGUGUACCACCAUCCAGAUUUCCAGAGAGACGAUUCUGUGCUAUUUGUGGAUUUCCCUCCAAUUAUGUGUGUGUACAGUGUGGAGCAAGAUACUGCUGUGUGAAGUGUUUAGGUACUCAUCAGGACACAAGAUGUUUGAAAUGGACAGCUUGAACAUCCACUUGAGCAAGUUAUGACGAACUGAUUCAGUUGCCAGCACAGUAACGAAUGAUAGGGAGAUCCUGCUUUAACUACACAAAGGAGUCUGCACUCCUUGGGACCAGUAGUCAUAUCUCUGUGAUAUUCUAAGGCAAACAAACGGAAAAACAUCUUAACCACCAAUUUGCCGAUGGCAAGAGGAGAAAAUCUCUUCUGUUAUGGUUCCAGUCAGGCGAAACCAUGUAAUAGGCAUUAAUAUUACAUUAUUUGAGUCUCCGGUUUAUAUCAUGAAAUAAAUGGAGCCUUAAAAGUGCUGAACAAGAUUUAGAAAAGUGUGCAGCUGUUGAUCCUGUUCAAAAAUGAUUCCAGUUAAUUUUCGUGAUAGUUACAUUUCACUAUUGGAAAGAUAGAACUGACAUGGAUAUUUUUUCCAGUAUCAUAGACAUGACUUAUUUUUCUUAGAAAUAAUCAAGUGUUAUCAAAUUCUGAACCGAAGUAAUUAAAGUAGAAUUGCACUUAGCAUGAACUUGCAAGGACAUUUUAGCAAAAAGGCAAAUUUCUUCACUGUUCUCCUUACAGUGAAGAAACAUAGGUAUCUACCUGUACACAAUCAGACCAUGGUAAAAUUUACGUACAAAAAAAACACCUAGUUGGAUUGAAAUUAGCAGGGUAUCUACAUAUGUAAAUCCAACUAAAAUACUCCAGAUGUUAUACCUUCCAAGGUUGGUUUAUCCAGGUUCAAUUCAUGACACAGUGAUAUCAAUAUCGUUUAAAAAAAAAAUUGGGUCCUAAACAAGUCAUACAAAGGAAUGACGAAACAAUAAAGAAGAAAAACAAGGUCUCUUGCAAAUUUUUAUAUUAUUUUGAAACAAUGCUGUGGUCAAGGUGAUUACUGAUAACUACAUGUAUAAGAAAAAGUGUAGUAACAUUAUGAAAAUACUGGAAAUGGACAGAUACUCAGAUUUCAGGAAAAGUAUAUAUUAUAUAUAUUAUAUGCUGUCAAAAUUUUGAUGAGAUUUAUUAUGCCAUGAAAAGUGUUAAUCUUUGUUUUUUUAAUUUAUUUUGCAAGCUGAACUAAAAUAUCGUUUACGAUUAUUAAACUUGGUAAGCAGGCAAGUCAACAAGAGCUUAGACUCAGUUUAAAGUCAAGUGAACGCUGUGCAUAAUUUAUAAUCAUGCUUCCACAUCUGCACAAUAACUGUAACAAAAAGAAUACAUUUCGAAUAAAUGUGGUCCACAUUUACAUCAUACAAAAAACAAAUGCUUAUUUCAGUUAGAGUGAAAUCCAUCUGUUAUCAACUUGCGUUCUCGAAUUCAAUUCAUUUUAUUGUUUAAGAUGACUUAUGAUAAAGGGAGGUAAUCCCUUUACAUUUUUUUAUGUUUGGAAUGUGGGUGAUUCCUGCACACAAUUUAAAGAUUUAUUUAAAGGUUUUGAACGGCAUGCAUGUCUUAUUGACUUAAUCUUUUGACACUGAUGUAAAGUAAGAUUCUCCUUUCACUAAAAGCUUGAAAUAUUUAAGCUUUUUCGUACAAAUGUAUUUUUUUCUUUCCAAAUUUUCAAUAGAUAUACAUCUUUGUUACAAGGCUCUAUCCGAAUCGUUUUACGUAUGUCAGUUUAUUAUACAAUGAGUCAAUGGACGCUAUAUGGUUUGUUACGAGCAAACGGUGAUUAUACAAUGAGUUAAUGGACGCUAUAUGGUUUGUUACGGGCAAACGGUGAUUAUACAAUGAGUAAAUGGAUGCUAUAUGGUUUGUUACGGACAAACGGUGAUUAUACAAUGAGUUAAUGGACGCUAUAUGGUUUGUUACGGACAAACAUGUUUUGCUCCAUUGAUGUUUUUGUUAUUUGGAGAUAUGCUUAAGUUGAGUAUCAGUGAAAGAAAAUUAUAUUAUCUUACUAUUAUUAAGCCUGACUGGUCCCUUUGUCAAGCUAUGACUGAGUGAGCCAUUUGUAUUGUUACUCACUCCAUUAACCUAUUCGAUACAGUGUGUAUACUCGCUAUCGAUAGGGAAAAUGUUCCGGGUUCAAUGACAUUAUUCAAUUUCAUCACAACGUUGUACAGGUAAACAAUAAAAUAAAAAUCUCUCCCUCAGUCGUAGCUUGACAAAGGGACCAGUCACUCUUAAAACGUUGCAACAAGUUUAAUAUCGAACAUUGUUUGGGUAUAAAGUAAAACUUUUAUAUUAGAAAAUUAUCAUGUUUGAGUUUCUGUUGAAAUGUAGAUGUUGUAUGUCUGUGUAAAAAGAUAAACAAAGAUAAUAUUUU
Messenger RNA from Mizuhopecten yessoensis (Yesso scallop), 2756 nucleotides. Its product is annotated as zinc finger HIT domain-containing protein 1-like. Gene Ontology annotation, cellular component: Swr1 complex. The record is from RefSeq and is a predicted model, not a curated record. Bases 32 to 505 code for a protein of 157 amino acids. The transcript has 6 exons. Gene Ontology annotation, molecular function: nucleosome binding. NCBI's taxonomy places the organism in Eukaryota, Metazoa, Mollusca, Bivalvia, Pectinida, Pectinidae. Gene Ontology annotation, biological process: chromatin remodeling.